UGAUAUGAUCCUGAAUUGGUUCAUUGUCGAGCUAGAAUUACUUGCCAAAGAAGUCAAUCCAAGUCAUUUGAAUAACAUGAAGUUGUGGCUAAGCCAAUUGCCGUGCUCAAGUAGCCUACUUUGGAGGCAGAUUUAUUUCAAUUGGCUAGAUGAAAUGGUGCAUUUGAAGGCUUAUCAUGAACAUAAAACUUUAUUCUAUUCGAUGGUGGGCUUGGUGGAGCAAGACAAGGUGCUUAAGGACAUUAUCCAGGUGUGUAAACAUGCUAGAGAGCAAUCUGAAAACUGCCAGAAAACGGCCAAGGCAGGAAGCUGUGUUGAGGAAGCUACUUUGAGACUCUAUUUGACACAUAUGGAUGAUAAUCGAGUUAGGAGCUUCCUUCCACAUGAAAGUAUGCAUGUCAAUCUACAAAGGAGGGGCAUUGGUUAAUUCAUAGCAUACGUGGAAGACUCCCAUCGAGUGGCUCAAAGAUGGUAUGGAGGCCUGUUUGGUGACUUGAGCAAAAGGCAGAGUUGGAAUCCUUGUUGCAUUCAGAUUCGUUUGUUUUGAGUUUCCUUGUUGGUUUUAGCUUCUGAUUUCGUUUUAGGUUAAAUUGUAACUAUAUUUAAGCAUCACAAAGGGUCAGUAACAUUAUUC
This is a messenger RNA of Linum tenue, 634 nucleotides long. The record is from the annotation of a GenBank genome assembly. Lineage: Eukaryota; Viridiplantae; Streptophyta; Magnoliopsida; Malpighiales; Linaceae.